AUGCGAGACUGCCAAAGCUUCAAUGAUGCACUGUUAGCCAAGAUAGGAUGGAGACUGUUGAAUAAUCCUAACUGCCUGCUGGGAAAACUUCUGAAGGGCAAGUACUUUGCUGACUGCUCCAUCUUACAAGCCACAGAAGCAUCGGUUAUGUCUCACGGCUGGCGUAGCGUUUUGAUAGGGCGUGAUCUUCUGCUAAAAAACAUGGGAUGGACUGUGGGGGAUGGAGUGUCCAUUAAUAUUUGGCAGGAUCCCUGGCUUUGUUUAAACAAGCAGGAAAGACCUAUGGGCCCGCCUUCAGAACAGAGUGUUGACCUCUGUGUUGCAGACUUGUUAGUCGAUGGUGGCGCUCAAGAUAAGUUAAUCUGGUCAGGCACAAAGGGAGGAGAGUACUCUGUUAAGUCUGGUUACUAUGUAGCCGUAGAAGAAGAGCCGGAUACUAGGAGAAAUGAUGCAGGUUUUAACUGGAAGAGGAAUGUCUGGGCUCUGGACUGCGCCCCGAAGGUGAAGCUCUUUGCCUGGAAACUACUUAAAGGUGUUAUUCCCGUAGGCGAGCGGCUGCUCGAAAGACACAUAGAAGUUGAUCUGAGAUGCAAAAGGUGUGGAAACAACGAAUCUAUCACUCACCUCCUCUUCCAAUGCCAGUUUGCUCAAAAGGUUUGGCAGCUAGCCCCUUUACUUCCUGGUAUGGACUCGAGUGGAAUGUUAGUUUUGAUGGUGGUCUGGCCUUCAAUAUGUAACCAAAAAAGUCUCCUACCUGCGGGGAUUGUUAAUGGAUCGGUGGUACCAUGGGUCAUGUGGUCGUUAUGGAAAGCUCGCAACCGGUUAGUGUUUGAAGGAUUUUCCGCCUCGCCUGAGGAUACGCUAUCUACAGCUAUCAGAAUGGCUCGUGAAUGGAGCUUACAGAGCAAACCAGAGAAACCGGACACUUCAAGGAGCAGGAAACCGGAGAUGAUAGCCCCAACUGGUACGAGGAUAGUGCGCUCUGAUGCUGCGUGGAGUGCGUCUAGUUUGACUGCCGGAGCUGGCUGGGUCAUCCUUUCUUCCCCACAGAACAUGACUUUUCAACAACACCUGGAGUUUGUAGCAUCGCCUCUAAUGGCAGAAGGUCUGGCCCUCCGUGAAGCGGUCCUAACCUGCCAGCGACUGAAGCUGCAACAUAUCAGAUUUGAGUCGGAUUCUGCUCAACUAAUCAAGUGCCUUUCUUCAAAUGAAACGAUUGCAGAGUUGCAUAGUGUAGUCUUUGAUAUCCUGAAGCUAUCUGAGUUUUUUGAUUCAGUGUCUUUUGUUUGGUUACCUCGUGAGAGGAAUGUAGAAGCCGAUGCCUUGGCUAAAGGAGAUUUAGCUAUGUUUGAACCCUUAGUGGUUGGUGAGAUUGUUAAUGCUCUCAACUAA
Molecule: messenger RNA, 1392 nt
Organism: Brassica napus (rape)
Lineage: Eukaryota; Viridiplantae; Streptophyta; Magnoliopsida; Brassicales; Brassicaceae
Exons: 2
Coding region: 1-1392 (463 amino acids)
Molecular function (GO): nucleic acid binding; RNA-DNA hybrid ribonuclease activity
Source: RefSeq, a predicted model, not a curated record